Messenger RNA from Plodia interpunctella (Indianmeal moth), 9679 nucleotides. RefSeq lists its product as uncharacterized. Gene Ontology annotation, molecular function: protein binding. The transcript is spliced from 19 exons. Lineage: Eukaryota; Metazoa; Arthropoda; Insecta; Lepidoptera; Pyralidae. The record is from RefSeq and is a predicted model, not a curated record. Bases 420 to 5411 code for a protein of 1663 amino acids.
GGCAACACUCAUAUAAGCAAAAGUCAGUUCUCGGCGUGAUCAACUCGGUGUGUCUUGUUUCUGUUUCUUUUGUUUACGUUUUAUUAUUUAUUUUAUCGUUUUUUUACGUGACUUUUGAAAAUCGUAGUUGCUUGACACAGAUAUUGAGUGCAGUGCAGUGAUUAACGUAAAGAGUUAAAUUAUUCAGCAUUAUCAUUUGAUUAAGUCAUCGAUUUGGUUUUGUUAUUUUGUGAAUAAUUUGUUUUCGUUUUGGAUUGUGUGUACCUAUGGACUUUAUCUGAAAGACUAUUAAUUUGUGUAUUUAUAUUCAGUAUGAUGAUCCUUGAAGGAGCGACGCGAUUGGCUGAUCAAACGCAACGAUGACGUAACCACUGCUCUUAUUGGCGCAGAGACGUCAACUUUGCCGGGAUUGGUCGAAAAUGUCCGGUCUGCAGGCUAGAAACGAAGAAUCCAUCAAUGGAGUUGACGUCAGGGAGCAGGGAAGUGCUUUGAGGGUGGCGACCAACACUCCUCACCUGGUGAGCCUGGGGACCGGCCGCCUUAGCACUGCCGUCACGUUACACCCCAUCAAACAGGGCCGCGUGACGAUAGGCUCGGAUCCGACAUGCGACAUGUACGUGGUCGGCACGGGCGUGGCGAGCGUCCACUGCCGCGUGGAGAACUCGCACGGCGUGGUCACCCUGUACCCGGUGAGCGGCUGCACGCUGCUGGACGGGCUGCCGGUCGACAAGCCCACCAGACUCUCGCAGGGCAGCAUGCUGACCAUCGGGCGCUCCAACUACCUCCGCUUCAACCACCCGGCCGAGGCCAAGCUGAUGAAGUCAGUGCUGCCCUCCGCGCACGUCUCCAUGGCGCCUGUACAGUUCACACCCAACGACCAGUGCUCGCAACCUGUUUACAUGAACCAUCACUCCGAGCCAACCAGCCAGUGUUACCAAACGAACUUCCAGAAAAUGUACAAAGACCACACUCUCUCACAGCUCGACCAGGAAUUAGACAUGACGCUCAAAGACCUCUCCAAAAAGAAACCACCAGUCGCCCCCAGGAAACCCUACCUCGACUCGAGAGAAUCAGACUCCAAUUCCGACCAGGAAACCAAGCCCAAAAUGUCCAGUAUUAUGGCCAAAGUCUCAAAGUUCGAAUACUACGCUAAGCAACAGAAAGUUGGUCGAAGCCAAUUCUACACCUCGAAUGAAAACGAAAUAUCUCCCAAAGUAUUUAGCUCGAAUUCCCUAACAGUCAACACCCCAGCCAAAGAUGUGUUAGGUGGGAAAAACGUACCCAAUUAUAUUAACAAAACGCAAAAAGUUGUUGUGAACGAAAAUAAUUUGGAUCCUAAAAACUGCUCGUAUGCAAACGUGGCUAUACGCAAUAAGAAAAUCGAUGACAUAGUGCGAAAUUUCGACGACUCUAAAAGCGAUUUUCGUUUGCCAAAAAAAGUGAAUAACGACCAACAGAAUGACAAUAUUUACGGCAGAAUCAACAGAUGCGAUCAAAACGAUAAGAACAAUGUGGAAAAUGCCAAAAACAAUGCAGAAUCGGCGAAAAAUAACACGGACGCUAAGAAUUUGGACAUCGUUCUAGAACAAUCUAUAAACGACGCGUAUGGGAAGAUAUGUGAGCGCGGGGUGGGCAAAUGCAUCAGGCUGCCUUCGCCGGCGUUUGAUAGGAACCCUCAAUAUUCGCCGGUGUACGCCGCGCCGUAUGACAGGAGCUUGGACGCCGAAAGCAAGCGAGUGAAAGCGUACCAGGAGAGGAUAAAGGAGGAAGAGCAGAAGGAGGCGGAGACGGCGCGACUCGAGGAGAUCCUCAACAUGUGCGCGGAGUACGAACGGCAGAUCGCGUCUGGCCAUCCGAUGUCGCCGACGGAGAAGCGUCCCCACAACAAGAUCAUCACCAACGGCUCGCUGCCGCGCAGCGUCGCGCUCAACAACCCCAACUUUGUGCAAACCAGCGAGGGAUACUACAAAUUCGAUACUAGUCACAACCGUAACAACUCCCUCAGCCAGUCUCUGCCCAUACAGAGAAACCUAUCUAGCUACGAGAAUUUCGAGCCCCAUUCGCCUCACGAACCAACUACCCCCGAAGUGACCACACGACACCAAAGCAACUACGAAAACAUCGGCCGAAUGGACGAAAUAGGCAUUCCCGUCUUCGAAUCACCCAUGAAAGAGUUAUCUAGUCCUAUUAUGAUAAGAAAAAUACAUAACCAAAGUAAUGAUCGAAAUAAAACGUCCCCUGUAGGUAGCCCUUACGAAAACAUGUACUAUAAUAGAAAUAAUUACACGCUUAAACCGAAAUCUCCUAACACACAAAGCCCUAGGACUAGAAUUAAAACUACGUUUGCUCAUAAGAAUCUACCAUCGCCUCAGUAUUUCAUAUUCCCCACGCCCCCGCCUAAAGAUAAUGAUAACAAACCUGAUUUUACUAAAGAAAAUAAUAAAGAUAGUCCUAAAGAGAAUAAUAAUGACGAUUCGAAGACUAAAUUCGGUGGUAUUGAGAAACAAUUGAGUUUAGAAGAAGAAAUACCAAUGAUAGAUGACACUGAUGUAACUAAUGACAUAGAAUUUAGAUAUAGUAAAGUAAUAGACAAACAAGAUGAUUCACCGAAACUAGAACCAAAUCCGGUCGCAGAAGAAAAAGAAUACAGUCUGACAAAAAAUCAGAGUUUCGAUGACGUGAAAAAAGAAUUGAUGGCAGACAUACCAGAGUUGGAGGAAUUCGAGAAUGAUUUGAAGGAAAAAAAGGAAGAGAAAUUAAUUAAACACAUCACAGAAGAAGUAAGAAAGAUCGAUGUCGAAGCUGAUUCUAUUGAAAGCACGGUUUUGGAUGACAACGUCGACGAGCUGAAGAGUAAAUACGAUGGUUUGAAGGAAGAACGGAAGAAACUGGUGACUGAAAUCCACGAUAUCAAAUGUAAGAUGUCCGAAAUCAGAACUCAAGAGGACGAUAUACUCAGAGAGCUUGAAAUGGAAAAAGCUUUGAUCAAAGGCGAGUACGAUUCAGAAAUAGCGAUACUGAACAUCGAACAGAAGAAGAGGAUGGAGUUGACGGAGAAAGCGAGGAAGAUAGAGGAAGAGAUCAAGCUGAUGAAAGAGAAGCAGGAGGCGCGGCAGAGCGAGAUGCGAGAUAGAGUUGAAAUUGCUACCACUAAGGUUGAGAGGUUGGAAAAAGAUCUGAAAGACAACGCGGCGACGUUAGAAGAGCUGCAAAACGCGCAGGACAUACUCGACAACGAGACCAAGAUAUUUGAGGAUCUGGAGUUUCAGCAUUUGGAGGAGGAGUCUGAACUGUUGGCAAACCGCGAAGAUCUCCAAAACGAAAUAAUGGUAUUAUCUAAGAAAAUCGAGGCUCAGAAAUCAAGAAUCCUCAUAUUGAAAUCUGAAGCUAACAGUAAUCUCACAUCAGCCUUAGACGAAACUAAAAUAUUACGCGCAGAAUACACUAGACUUUUAAACCGAGUCGAAGAGCUUACGGGCAAAGUCCAAACGAUAGAGAAAGAGCUAAAACCAAUAGUUGCAAAGUUAAACUUCAUAGAAAGAACGCAAUCGCCAGAUAGUGCAUUCUUUACUGAUAUGACGAGAGCAAAGUCAGGCGAAUUCGGUUACUCCCCGCAAACGUCUGACAGUGACGAUUUAGAUCUAAAUAAAAUAUCCGAAGAUCACACGAAACAGAUCAAAGACAAGUUCAACUCUAUAGAUCGAAUGUCGCAGUCUAUGAUUGUCGAUAUCGAGAGGAGAGUCGGAGAUGUUGUCGAUGACAGAACCAGCGAAAGUCCGUCUAAGUCUUCAACUUCUUCAAAGGAGAAGAAAGGAUUUUGGGAGAGGAACUUCGAUUCGCUAAAAAGGAAGAAGAAGCAGAAAUCGCCAGAGAAAGUAGAUAUCAUGUCGCAGAGUCUAAACGAAAAUAUGUUUUACAAUAACGAAAAUAUAGAAAAUGAUCUGGAUAGGUUUAGCAGUUUGCGAAAUUCUAAAAAGAAGAAAGAUAAUAAUGUUGGCCCAGUCAAAAGUAAUUCCUCAUCCAAAAUUCCAACUUUCGCUGCUUUAGGUAAAAUAAUAAAAAAAGAUUCAUUCGGUAAAAGAUCUAGAGAUAACACUAUUAAGAAUGACGAAGUAAAUGAAAAUAACAUUAAAAACCGUUACGUUAAAAAUCCUAAACCUGUGUCAGCUGAAAAUAAAUACGUCAAAGCAAAAUCGUUAUCUCCAGACAAAAUAAAUAAAGAUGAAGAGACGAUAACAGAAGAAACCGCAGACGAAAUUAACGCUCACAAAUUGAACGUGACAUUCGAUGUUAUACGACAAAAUUCGAUAGACGAAAAACCUGGUAAAAUUAUGCACAGAAAAAGUUGUGGAGACGAACCCAAUGUGAAAAGUUUAGAGUUUAAAAAGAUUGCGGAUUCUGGUAAGAUUCCUUCGCAAGACGAUAUCGAUAGGAUAUCCAAAGUGACGAUCGACGCGCCGAUAUUGUCGAGUGAUACGGACAUGAAUUCUUUGGGGAAACGGACUCUGGACAGUCUGAUGGAGAUCGAAAGGAAGAGAAUGGAGAUGUUGGAAGAGCAAGGUUGCCAAGUAAUAGAGAACGAACGCGAAAAGAUCUCCGAACUGAAGAGGCGUGUCCAAGACGAAACCAAAAAGUUAUGGGAUCAGAAGUAUCGCGCCGAACAAUCUAGGUCCGUGGACAGCGACAGCCUGCCCUACGACGGGAUGGGUGACCGCAGCAUCGUGGAGGACAGCUUCGAUGACUCUUUCAUGAUGAACUCAACCAUUUUUGAAGAGAAUUCCGCUCUCGCGUCGUCUUCCAUCGAAGAGCUGCAGGUGGGUCCCCGCGCAGAGUCCACGGAGGAUGACAAGCGCAGCGACGACAGCCGGCCGCUCAGCCGCGGCUCUGACUUUAGCCGCGAUAAUAUUCUGUCGCUCAGCCACGCGCCGCGCCGCAGCCGCCGCGGCAUCGCGCCCUACAGCGAGCUCCAGCGGCCGCUCACGCGGUACUUGCCCGUUGAUAGAGAUGACUUCGACCUGCGACGCCACGUCGAGUCUGCUGGCCACCAGCUGGAGGUGUGCCCCUACGUGAGCGUGAGCGCGACGUCGUGUCGCGGGUACCUGCACAAGCUGGGCGCCACCUUCCACACUUGGUCCAAGCGGUGGUUCGUUUUCGACAGAGAAACGAAGACGUUCAUUUACUACUGGGACAAGAGUGAGAAGAAGCCGCGCGGCGGAGCCUACUUCCAGGUGAUCGAAGAAGUGUACCUAGACCACGGCAACACUUCCCGAUCGCCGAGUCCGCAAACCACCUUCAUCGUGAAGACGAGACAGCGGCGCUACUACCUCAUGGCGCCGUCGGGCGAGGCGGCGCGCAUCUGGAUCGACGUCAUAUUCACCGGGGCACAGGGCUACACGGAAUACUUGGAGUGAAGUGUCACUGUCAUUUUAUUUCGAAAUGUCACUGUUACUUUAUUGUGAUUGAAAAGUCAAUCGAUAUUUACAUCGUAUCUAGAUUUUUUCAUUUGCUUGUAUUUAGAUCGAUGUUAUAUUGGUUGGGGCACGCGAAAAACGUAGAUUGAAAAAAGAAGUCAUUUUUCUAAAAAAAAGUUUAUGACAAUAUGUAUGGUUGAGUCAUGUCUCCACCCUCUUCCCAAUCGGAAAAUUAUGCGCGAACUUCCUAAAGCGCAGGAAGUUCGCCGUAAUACGAGGGCUGCUAUUUAUGUAUCCGGAAUAACAAAAUUAAACAAACAUAUAUUAUUACAUAUGGUUUUAUUGUUUCUCGAAGUAUUCUCCGCGAUGAUCUAUGCACUUCUGCAUACGAUGAAACCAAUUUUCAAAGCACUUUUUCCAUUCUGAUUGAGGUAUGUCCAAAACGUGUGUUUUGAACGCAUCAACGGCCUUUCGCGGCUCGAAAAACGUUGACCACGUAAUUUAUUUUUAAUGUUUGGAAAUAAAUAAAAAUCAUUGGGUGCCAGGUCGGGGCUGUACGGCGGAUGACCCGUCAAUUCAAUCUUUUGACCCUCCAAAAAACUAUUUGUUUCAGCCGACUUGUGGCAGCUAGCAUUGUCGUGAUGAAGUAUGAUUCUGCGUUGUGGGUUGUUCUUUCGUAUUUUUUCAAAGACUUCUGGCAAACAAAUGGUGGUGUACCAUUCAGAAUUAACCGUCCUACUAUUCUCUAGUGGCACUGUAGCUACAUGUCCGUUGAUACCAAAAAAACAAGCGACCAUUUGCUUUAAAGUGCUUCUCGCACGAACAACUUUUGUUGGAUUCGGUUCAUCUUGAAAGACCCACACCGUUGACUGCUGUUUAGUUUCAGGGUCAUAAGCAUAGAUCCAGGUUUCGUCACCUGUGUAGAUAUUAUAAACAGCUUUUGACGUGCCACGGUUGUAUUUUUUUAUCAUUUUCUUACACCAGUCGACACGAGCCUGUUUUUGAUCUACGCUCAAGUUGUGCGGAAUCCAACGCGAACAAAUUUUUUUAACAAUUAAAUGUUCGUGUAAUAUCGCGUGUAUACUCGUCAUACUAAUGCCCAGAGACGCCUCUAUCUCGCGGUAUGUAACAUGACGAUCUUGCAUUACUAAUUGUCGCACAGCAUCAAUAUUUUGUUGUACCACUACCGAUUUAGGACGACCCUCCUUAAUUUCAUCCGUGAGCAUAGACCGUCCACGUUGAAAUUCCUUAAACCAAUAAUACACAGUGGUUUUCGAUGGUGCUUCAUCUCCAAAAGUUAAAAUCAGUUGUUCGAUGCACUGUUUUUGAGUUAAUCCACGCCGAAAAUCAUAAUAAAUCAUCGCGCGAAAAUGUUCACGAGUUAAAUCCAUGGCAAUGAAGACAAGCUAUUUUCAAAAUUGGCGCCAAUUGAAAAAAACAAAUGACAGGGACAUGAAAAAUAUUUAUUCUCUAGCCGAAGAGUUCUAUUUUCAAAUGUUGUAAUUAGUUUUUAAAUAUUCUAGAAUUAUUGGCCAGUUCCGGAUACAUAAAUAGCAGCCCUCGUACAUCGGGCCCACUUCGAGCGGUACGACAUUGUCUAAAAGUUCCCUAUGCUCAUCCCCGUACAGGAGGCACUCCCACAAUGCAUGAUGCAUAUCCUCAGUAAUUACUUCCUCGCAGAAGCAGUGGAUUGAAAAAGGCCCUUUUUUUGUUUACGCAGAGGGGAUUUACGCACUGAGUGUGGGACUCCCGGGCCGAGUGCCCGGACUACCCACUAAACCCCCCUGCGGCGUUUCCGCUCCGGCCGUUAGUGGGGGCGCCAUGGGAUCGUGAACAUUCUACCACGACGCCCCCCGGCGUUGCCUCGCGGCAUCGACCAGUGAGCCGCACGCCAUCCAGUCCGGAAGCAGACCGGAGGCAGCGUUUCUCCGUCUUAUUCGGCCGCAGAGGAUAGGGACAGCGGCGCACCGUAAUACCGGCAGUCCUCCUCCUCUGCGGCCCCACCGACCACUAUGUUUGCGCCAUGGCCGCGCCUGGUCGCGGAGGAUGGGGAGAGCGGCGCACCGUAAUACCAACACUCCUCCUCCCCCGCGACCCCUACCACGGCUGUGAGAGUAGAGGGCUUAGACCCCUUCUCUCAUAAUCACUGAGCCAAUAGGCUCUCCGACCUGGGUUACCCGAUAUGGGUACCAACCAACCAGGUUGCCAGGACAUUUGCCAACGGCUAGAAGCAGUGGUCCUUUUCAGACAGCUUCACGCGGUGAAGUCUCCCCCUGAAACAACCGUGGCCGGUUACAAUUUCAUAAUCCAGCUCCACCCAAGUUGCCUUGAGACCAGCCGCCACAUCCGGGAAAAACCGCUGUCUGUCUCCCGUCAUUCGAUGCGUCCCAACGCGACUGCACUGCAGAGUUACAUACAUUGAGUUUAGCACUCUGGAGCCCCUACCUCUUGGGUGAAGUCGAUGUUAGACUUGCCGUUCGCAGUUUGGAAUGUCCAUUCCUCUCCUUCCUUUUUGGUGAUGGUUAGAUUAGACCGACCAACCUGAACACUGUCCAGUGCGCGUUCAACAGGUGGGCCAGGAAGACUCACGCGAUGUCCUCCCGACGAAUGUAAAUAUACGCUCCAGCAUCCGGGCCGCCGCUCUGCAGGACCGGUGUACUCCAGCUGAGUCGUGGGAUAAUGUCCAAUUCCUGCGACUCCUGGGGUAGCUCCAAGGUGGCAAGCUCCCCCCUUGCCAAGUUCACCUGGCCUAUCUACAAUAUGGCCGUACUAUCCAUGUUGGGACGCCAGUUCCGCCAUCCGGCGCUCGUAGCUCACCCGAGCUGGGCACUCUCUGGCGCCUGUCUCGUGGCUAUUUCAGUCUCUCCUGCCGAAAACCUUGCACGUGGCGCAAAUCCUAUCGCCCUUCUCCUGGGGGCAGGCGGUAUCUUCGUGCCCCAAUACGCCACAUUUAGUGCACGUGGGGCUCUCUUGUCGGCAUUUCUUUGUUGGGUGCCCGUAUAGCUGGCACCUGGCGCAUCGGAUCGCCACGGUGAAAUCGUCGACGCUGCAGACGUCCCAGACCCUCCUCGGCUAUGAGUGCCAGAUGACUAAUUAUCUCCAUGAUGGCACUUAGGUGCCUGUCGAUGGCAUUCUCGUCAUUCUUGUUUAGCUUCGAGUGGUUGUCACCCGCCACCGCAGCUACCCUCGAGCCUCAGCUUGUGGCCGCACUGGCCGGGUCGGGCGCCAGCUCCGCCACAGCUCGCGGCCCACACAGCCCGGACGUGGCAGCUAUUUUACGAUUUCUAGAAUAGAAAUGGUAUAUUAAUGUGCAGAGUGAUAAGUUAUUUUGUUGUGUGCAAUGCAAUAUGGUAUUAUAAUGUACAUCACUAUUAAACUUAUAGUUGUGGUGUGUGUGAGUUGGUCGAAGGAGCUGGCAUGUAUAUUAUUUCUCUGUCACAAAUAUAUAAGCGCGAAAGAGACAGUAUGAUGUAACAGCUCUUUUAAGCUAACAUAUAAAAUGGAUCGCGUGAUGUCAAGUACAAUUUUGUACAUUAUUUUUAAGCAUAACAUUAUAUUAUCUAAUAUGUAGCUAUCGCUAUGAAAUAUUUAUAAAACGACAAUAAAAUCCGUGCCAAUCAAUGAGUCCGUAUCGUGUAAAAACGUACGGGUAGCUAUUUUUAUACAUUUUAAACAUAAUUUGAAUUUAUCGGUGCCUUGACUAAGACUGAUAAAACAUGCAAUUUUGCAUACAACUUACAUCAUAUAUUCCAAAAGAUUAGAUGUACGAGAAAUCUUGUAUUUUUAUAGUAGGUAAUAAAACUUACAAUUUUUAUAGGAUACACACUUUGAAAACUUAAUUUUGCACGCUUACUAUGGAAAUAUAAUAUGUUACCAAUAUGUAUUUUGAUUAUGUAAUUAAUUAAUAUAAUAUUUGAGUUUGUGGUGUAUUUGGCUCAUUUCUCGUCACAUAUUUACGUGAAUGCGUCUUUAAACUAAGUAUCGUAUCAACGAUAUAUUUUACUAAAACGGUGACUAUAAUUCUCAGAAGUGCUCAGUUACCAUUAAAAGAAAUUGUCCAAAAUGUAGCAAAUUUGUUUAAAAGUUGUCAAUUAUAAGUAUAAUAUAACUGUAAGUACAAAAUCGUAAUAUUUUCAUUACGGGCGAUAUACCAGUGUAAAAUGCUUACAACUCGUUAUAUAAGUUGUAUGGUUUGUAUAGGUUAACUGCUGAAUACCAUUAUUUUUAAGGUCACAUUAACCAACCGAAUAAAAUUAUUGUAUGACGAA